AUGGUGAUUGAAUAAGAACACAUAAAUGGAAGUGAUCGAACAAGCAAGAGAUUUUAUCAUUAUCAAUGACUAAACUGUUAUUCUUGUUUGGAUCAAGAACACAUAGAACACUAUCGUAUUAUGGACAUGGAAUUCGAGCUAAAUAUCCCUAUGGCGGAUCCCUAAAAGUUGGAUGCCUUUGCAGGAUUCAGGGUGUCAAAAAAUGGCUAUGGAAAUACAAUACAUCUCCUAUUGAGAUAUUAUGUUCAACAAAGAGGCUCUUGUUUUGAUCAAUCUCCUGAACACACCAUCCAACCCACUCUCAAUUUCUUGUGCCGCCAUUUCCAAACUCUCCAAUCUUCUCUGAGCAAUCUGCAACUUCUCAACCUCCAUUUCUGCAACAACAGAGCUCAAAGCCACAUCCACGUUCUCAAAUUCGUUCAUGGCACUGUUUGACUCGCAGGCAAUCGCCCCCUUGUGCACCCACUUGGUAACCAAAGACCAUCCUCGAGCUUUUGGCUUCGUCAAUGGUGUUAAGUACAACAACACGGAUUCGAAAAUGGAGCUGUUGGUUGAGCAAGCUUGUCUCAGCGCUUCAACCACAGAGCUCAGGAAAUGUAAGCAGCAGUGGUGGUUUUCAUGGCGGAAUCGCCUUUCCUCCGGCGAAAAGCAGAGUGAAGAGCCCCAACAUGCUGUUGGGUUUCUAAUGCUAUGUCCUUUGCUAAGCUGCAGACAUCCAAAAGCUUCAUAGAAUCAUCCAACAACUCGUCCACCAACUGUUUGUUUUCGGGACAAGACAAAACCUGCUGGGUGGAACCCAUUUUGAGAAGCUCAUCAAUGGAGUCAUACAAAUCCUGUAAUCCCAAAAGAGCACCACAAACAGAAGAAGAAGAAGAAGACACCCAUGUCUUCACCUUCCUCAACUCCUCCUCAACCUUCACAGCACAGGGAUGCAAUCUAGAAGGCAAGCUUAUGGACCUCGCUUGGUACUUGGCAGCCAUUAUCAACAACCUUCCUUUUCUUUUUUUUCUCAACAGAGCUAAAGUUGAAACACCCUUAGCUUACUACUUCUAAGUGGGUUUUGCAGGUGCAUAUAUUUAUAGAGAGAUAGAGAGAGCAGAAACAGAGGCAUCAUAUGGUGGGGGCAAUAUGCAGCCAUUGAUAGCAAUGAAUUUGGACCAAAUAAUUUGGGGAUUGAAGAUUAGAUUAAUGUGAAAAGGGUAUGAGGUGUCGUGUAAUUUUGUGCAGGGAAGGUGUUUAUUAAAAUGCGGAAGAGAAGAGUCAUAGACGAAGGAAAUUGUGGUGCCGCCACAUAACCCAUUACCGCCUACUCUCUAAAGCUGAGCUGCACACCUACCGAGGGCAUCACCAAGCUGUGCUGUCUCUUUUUGCGCACAUAAUUGGGAGCAAAGUUAGGUUCUUUUCUCUACUCCCAAAAUUUAAAAUCAUUUCUUUAUUAUUAUGUUCAAUUUUAAGUCUAUCCAUUAUGGAAUUUCUACAUAAUUGAUUCUUAAAUUUA
Messenger RNA from Cucurbita maxima (winter squash), 1498 nucleotides. RefSeq lists its product as uncharacterized. Lineage: Eukaryota; Viridiplantae; Streptophyta; Magnoliopsida; Cucurbitales; Cucurbitaceae. Bases 422 to 730 code for a protein of 102 amino acids. The transcript has 2 exons. The record is from RefSeq and is a predicted model, not a curated record.